This is a messenger RNA of Echinostoma caproni, 405 nucleotides long. The record is from the annotation of a GenBank genome assembly. Lineage: Eukaryota; Metazoa; Platyhelminthes; Trematoda; Plagiorchiida; Echinostomatidae.
CUGUUCUUGUCCCAGAUGGCCUUUGAAUUAAGUAUGCUCCGUACAGAGAAGACCACGAAUCGCUGGCAACGGUUGUUCGUCUCGGACCUAUGUUCCCUGUGGACUAGUCACAUCUACACUGCGCUACUGGCCGUGCGCGUCGGCAAUACCAUUCACGACCUUAUUGAACUAGUGGAAAUUGAAUUGCACGAGCCCACUGGUUGGUCUGUGCUACCACUUGUCUGGCUCGACGGGUCCCCGGUACGCACGUUCAUGCUUCAAUUGGCUGUUUUAGCCAACCACCAGAAUGGGAGAGAUACUCAUUUGCGAGCAAUUCGCCUGCACAGUCCCAUUGAACCACGUGGUCUCGAUGUCCUCAGUCCGUUCGAGUUUCCCGAUGGCCGUAUGUUCACCUCGUUCCGAUGA